GUUCGAUCGUGACUCUCGAGCGACCUCUAGAUCUGCCAGUGGGCAUAUCACUCAAAUAUGGUCUCCCCAGCAUUUGCUCGACAACUCGAUCUGGCUCAUGAUGCUCCUUAGGCAGCAAAUCCGACACACUCGACUGCACCAGACAGCAGGGAGUGGACGUCGGUGGAUGAGCGUGCGGCCCGAAGAGAGGGCUCCUGAAAGUAACACGAAAGAAGAUCACAAUCCAGCAUCUCCUCAACAUGAAGAGAAAGCACACCCCCAUCACAAUGCUGACCGCCUACGACUUCCCGACCGGUCGCGCCUGUGAGGCGCAUGGGGUCGACAUGACCUUGGUCGGCGACUCCCUGGCGCAAGUCUGCCUCGGCUACGACGCGACGACGCGGCUCACGCUCGACGAGAUGGUCCACCACUGCCGUGCGGUCGCGCGGGGGAGCAAGGCGCCGUUCCUCGUCGGAGACAUGCCGUUCGGGACGUACCAGGCCGGCGUGGACGACGCUGUGCGCAACGCGGUCAGGCUCGUGCGCGAGGGCGGCGUCGAUGCGGUGAAGAUCGAGGGCGGCGUGGAGUACGUUGACUUGGUGAAGCGGCUGACGACCGUCGGGAUCCCAGUCAUGGGCCACAUCGGGUUGACGCCCCAGCGGCAGGCCAUCCUGUCUGGUUUCCGGGUACAAGGCAAGAGUGCGGAGGGCGCGGUGAGUUUGGUGGAUAGCGCGCUGGCUCUGGAGGCGGCUGGGGCGUUUGCGAUCGUGCUCGAGGCUAUCCCACACGCCGUCGGGGCGCACAUUACGAGACGCCUGCACCAUGCGGCUACGAUUGGCAUCGGCGCAGGUUGGGAGACGGACGGGCAGGCCCUCGUGUGGGACGACUUGGUGGGCACCUGGUCUGGGCACAUGGCCAAGUACGUGCGGCGGUUUGGCGACGUGCGCGGCGAGGUCGAGCGAGGGGUCCACGCGUACGUGCAGGCGGUGCGAGACCGCAGCUUCCCAUCGCCCAGCGAGAGCUACAACAUGCCCGCUGAGGCGGCGGGGAGGUUUGUCGGGCUUGCAGGGGCAAGGGGUGACGAGCCAUAAUGGGAGAGGGCACGGUGUUGCCUAGAAAAGUCACCGCCACAAAGUGGAAAUCACGCCCUCCGGACUGCGUCACGACAUCGGCGACCUGCUUGAUACAUGGGCAACUUUGCUGCGCACGCCCUCUGCAUAGUUGCGCCCGAAACUCAUCGACGAUGUCUCCACUCUGGUCAGGUGUGGUGGACUCGAUUUACGCCUCUCGUGCAUUCUUGAGUUGGAUCGAUCGAGAGUUCGUGAGGACCAGCGAG
Messenger RNA from Rhodofomes roseus, 1315 nucleotides. Its product is annotated as ketopantoate hydroxymethyltransferase. The transcript has 2 exons. Gene Ontology annotation, cellular component: mitochondrion. The record is from RefSeq and is a predicted model, not a curated record. Gene Ontology annotation, molecular function: 3-methyl-2-oxobutanoate hydroxymethyltransferase activity; magnesium ion binding. The coding region runs from base 240 to 1070 and encodes 276 amino acids. Lineage: Eukaryota; Fungi; Basidiomycota; Agaricomycetes; Polyporales; Fomitopsidaceae. Gene Ontology annotation, biological process: pantothenate biosynthetic process.